AUGAGGGUAGACCACUCCCUGACGUCACUCAGAGAGGAAGUGCGUCACACCCGUGACGACAUCCGGUUGAGGCAUGACGGGUAUUUCUGGCUGGGUAGCAGACGUGGAGGAAAGCAGACGAGUCAGACUGGUUCAGAUUGUGACGUAGCUAUGGUGAUGCUGAAUGGACAGCUGUAUGACAUCGAGGCCGGAUCAGGAAAAACUAAAACCUCCCCCGUGGUCACAAGAGGAGUCAAGACUGUAGAUGAUGAAAACGUUGACCUUGCCGUCUUUCACGGAGACCAACUCCUUCCUCUCGGAGCCGUCAAGCCUCGUUCUCGGGACAAGGACAUUCUUUUGAAGGUCAUCCUGUGCGCCAAACUGGUUGGAACCCACGGCAUCUUGUUCGCCGCCGCCGAUUCGAAGCUGGCGUCUGUGGUGUUGCUGUCAUAUCGGGGUAACACGGCGGAGGCAACCGUACAGUUCAGAGGAAGAGUGGCUAGGGUUGAUGCUCAGAGCCAACUUCUUCAUGAAGAUUCGGUGAUUGCCAUCGAGCUGCUCGUCACGAAAAAGCACCUGAUCCUCCGGACGCCGAAAGCGAUGUUUCACACCGAGCACAACCUGCACCUGUCCUCGGCCGACCUCGCCUCUCUGACCGAGGUUUACGUCGGUGGCGCCCUGGUCGACUCCGGUCUUCCGGACGACAUCGCAAACGGAGGAAAGUUUGUCGGGGAAGUCUACGAAGUGUGGGUGAACGACAAGCACUACAGCCCAACAGCCAUGGACUUUGCGGAUGUAAAAGCCCUGACAUAUCCAGUGUACGACCACCGUGAUGUGAUGUAUUUGAUCAUCUUCCUGGCCAUUGUCAGCGGUGCCUUCCUUGUCGGAUUGGUUUUCUGUCUGCUCUGGUGCCGCUGUCAACCAAGGUUUGUACUACGGAGAGGACCACCCUCCACGCCUCCCAAUCUACCGAAAGGGGUGAAAAAGGCAACCUUCAAGGAGACUAUGAACGAGCUCAGAUCUAAGCUAAAGACCAUCAAACGCAUGAGGCGAGAAAGCCGGGUUUUGGAACUAGAGGAAAAAGAUCGCCUGAUUUCUUCUGAUGCUUCUGAGGAUGAGAAUCGUGACCAGAAACUUGCAGUUUUGGAGAACGAAAAUAACCUGACAGAAGCGUGGGGUGAGAGCAGAGUGGGCUCUCUGAGCGAAAUGAGAGACAUCCCCGACGGUGCUCCCAAAAGUCCACGGUCAAGCCCCCUAGCGACUUCCAAGAAAACAGCAGGCUCCGUGCCAUCUUUAGCAGUGGACAUCAAGGAUGCCUCAAAGAGACCAGAUUUUGACAACACCAAGACCACGUCGAUUGUGUUGAAUCUUUCUAGCCACAGCAAAGAGGGGCUAGUAGGGCAGAGCAAUAAUAUGUCUGAGGCAAAGGGAGAGAAACAAGUGGUCACGAAGGCAACGGCUGACUCGGAAAGAAGGAUGUCCGUUCUCAUGUCGCCCGCCCCGUUCCAUCGAGCCAGCGCCGUGAAAACGAACGUUAUAUCGUCUGUUGAUACAUCAAGACUAGAACAGGCCUCACGCACAUCUACCAACGUCAAACUUCCCAAAUCAUUCAAAUCGAGACUUCCGUCGGAAUCGAAGGUGUCGAAGCUGUCUUUGGGGGAGCCAGAAACUGCGCUCAUGCCUCGGCUGUCGCUGUCGGAUAGCACGAGAAGGAGCAUAGAAAAACUAACUGGAACCUCCACCCAAAGGCCCACCAGGACCUCCACCUAA
Branchiostoma belcheri (Belcher's lancelet) is the source of this 1749-nucleotide messenger RNA. RefSeq lists its product as uncharacterized. The record is from RefSeq and is a predicted model, not a curated record. Lineage: Eukaryota; Metazoa; Chordata; Leptocardii; Amphioxiformes; Branchiostomatidae. The coding region runs from base 1 to 1749 and encodes 582 amino acids. The transcript is spliced from 8 exons.